This is a messenger RNA of Perkinsus marinus ATCC 50983, 591 nucleotides long. Its product is annotated as chromodomain helicase dna binding protein, putative. Gene Ontology annotation, cellular component: nucleus; chromatin. The transcript is spliced from 5 exons. Bases 1 to 591 code for a protein of 196 amino acids. NCBI's taxonomy places the organism in Eukaryota, Perkinsozoa, Perkinsida, Perkinsidae. Gene Ontology annotation, biological process: chromatin remodeling. Gene Ontology annotation, molecular function: ATP binding; ATP hydrolysis activity; DNA binding. The record is from RefSeq and is a predicted model, not a curated record.
AUGCUUGGUACUCAGGAUUUAGUGCCUGACCACUUGAUUAAGGAUUGGCGUCAUUUUAAUGAUAGGGGAAGGAAGGCUCAUCUUAAGACAGUCACUACUCGUCGUCCUACAGAUGUGUCAGAAGAGUGGUAUUCCAAGAACAUAGACGAGGUCCACGAUGAGAACUCCAAUGGUGAUAGUAAUGUAGAAGAUGGUCAUAAGUUGUAUUACAAGCCCAUUGGGGAGCAGCUUUUUGACUUUCAAGUUGAGGGAAUCCAAUGGCUACUAUACAACUGGGCUCAACAUCGUGGAUCUAUACUAGCAGAUGAGAUGGGCCUUGGUAAGACAGUCCAGAGCUCAGUUUUCAUAUCAGCUAUACAUGAGCUAACUGGAGGAGUGGGACCAUGCCUUGUUGUUGCUCCUCUCUCUACUCUCACUCAUUGGAAGAGGGAAUUAGCCAAAUGGGCUCCUGCAUUACGUACUGUAGUAUUCCAUGGCGCUCAAGAAGAGCGUCCUCUAAUUCAAGAUUAUAUGCUAAACUGGGUUAACUUGAAUGAUGGCCGUAGUAUAAAGGAGAAGAAUGUGGUUAAAGGAAAGAUAGAUUACAAGUAG